Molecule: messenger RNA, 609 nt
Organism: Fonsecaea nubica
Lineage: Eukaryota; Fungi; Ascomycota; Eurotiomycetes; Chaetothyriales; Herpotrichiellaceae
Exons: 3
Coding region: 1-609 (202 amino acids)
Molecular function (GO): acyltransferase activity, transferring groups other than amino-acyl groups
Source: RefSeq, a predicted model, not a curated record
AUGGCGUUGACUCUUCGCUUUGCAACAGCUCGAGACAUCGCUGCCAUAGCGCGAGUGUGUGUCGAGUCUCUCCCAGAUGACCCUACCUUCGACUACCUCUGGCGAUACCGCCAUGAAUACCCAGAGGACAAUUACUUUUUCUGGCUCCAACGACUCAAGGGCAACCUUUCUACCCAGGCAGCGAGACAAUGGCAGAAGCAGGGUUGGUUGGACUGGAUUCAAGGAUUGGCAACCAGUGUUGAGAACUGGGCUAUUGCCUGGCAAUAUCAACAUCGAGAUGCAGAUAUGCUGCGAGUCGAAGCGUUUAAGCAAGUCAUGGACGAGGUCUAUGACACUUAUUGGCGCAAGGCUUUUCCCGACAACUGGCACCUAGAGUUGUUGUUCACGCACCCUGACCACAGAAAACAAGGCGCCGCGACAAAAAUCGUUCAGUGGGGUCUCACUCGGGCUGAGGAAGAAGGUGUUGACCUGGGACUUGAGAGCAGUCCGAUGGGCUUCCCACUGUACCAGAGCCUGGGGUUCGUGCUCAUUGAGAAGCGGACUGUCAGGGUAGAUGGCGAUAAGGCAGAGCUGGGUGUCCUUGUCAUGCACAAACCAUCAUCUCAGUGA